UUAUUUAAACUCACGAUGGCGUCACUCUCCGGCAUUGUGUCAGCUCUCAGUCAGGGUUUUUGACCAAAACGCCCUCCCGAACAAAAGGGCUUCAUCAGGGUUUAACAUCUCUGAUCUAGGGUUUCUCUGUACGGAUCAUUUCCUCUGCAAAUCAAUGGCGAAUCGGUUCACCAAGCUCACCAAGUUCGCUUCUCGUCCUCUUCUCGUCCCCCGUCAAUGGCAUAGGCCGUCGUCAUUUCAUCGUCUCGAUGCUCACGAACACCUCCAGGCAGCUGAGGUAGCGAGAAGAAGUGGGGUGAAUGUUUCUAAAAGAGUUGGUGUACCUACCCUUGACGAAGCAAAGAGGGCGUUACCGGAUAAUUUUGCAACCGUAAAAGAGCUGCUUGGUCCACUAAAGUCGGGCUUUGCCAAACGGUCUGCUGGGUACGUGUGCGAUAUAUCUAAGGAUGCAGUUGGAGCUGAUGGUAUUGCUGUUUUAUCUAGAUGGCAGGAUGCAAGAGGAUCUGUUGUCAAUUUGUCACCAUUAGUUGGCAUCAGAAGAUGUGAUAAAAAUGCUGGAGUGCCAUGCUUCACUAGAUUUAUGUCAUCAAAGGCUUCAGAGCAACGUGGACAAACCCCAUCUGAGAGAAAAAAAGAAAUAUCGACAGUGGAAGAUCCCUUUGAUGCUCCCACAUAUAAUAUACCAGAGAAGCCUGUUACAUUUGCAGAGGGAGCUUCCUACAGUUUUAUCAUCCUUGCAGGGCUUGGAGUUGCAGCUGCUGCUGGAUAUGCAGUCUUUAAGGAGCUUAUAUUUCAACCAAAAGAGUAUAAGAUCUUUGACAAGGCUCUUAAAAGGAUUCAAGACGAUAGCCAGGUUAGGAUAAGAAUUGGUUCUCCUAUAACUGGUUAUGGGCAAGAAAGUAGAAACCGAGCUGCCCGCCAACGCAUUCCCAAUAGGGUAUGGACUGAUGAAGAUGGUGUAGAGCGAGUAGAGAUAAAUUUUUAUAUACGUGGGCCCCACGGAGCCGGUAAAGUUUAUACCGAGAUGUUCAAGGAUCAAGUGGACAAGCAGUGGAAGUUCACAUAUUUGAUCGUCGAGGUGAAAUCACCUUCUCCCGCCCAAUUGAUCCUAGAAUCUUAUAUGCCUGCCUGACUUUUAGGCACCAAAUUCGCCCAAGAUUUUGUACCAAGUCACACAUGGUUUAGAAUUAUCAUCUCAUGUUUAUAAUAGUUUCUCCUUCCUCUCACCCCAUCUAUAUUUUUCGACACAGUCAGGCUAAUUUCUUUUUAUAAAGUUCGAUAUCUCUGAUGACCUACUAGCAAGAGAGUUCCAAUAAGUACUCACUACUAAAUUUGCUUCCACUUGAUCCAACAAGUGAGUCAGAAUCAGAAAGUUUUGGCCAUAGAUGAGCAGUUAUCUGUUUUUGGCAACUCAUUAUUUGAUUCUCUCUAGCUAGUUGCUACUACCCCCUUCAAAGGGCAUUUAUUGUUUACAUGUCUUGUUGUCUGUGUGCAAUUGUCCAAAAGUCCCAGAUUUUGUCAUGUGAGGGCUUGCCUUGCCUACUGUAAUGGAGCCACUUCAAAGAAUCAACUGCAAAGUUGAAGGUAUGAAGCUUAUUUAUUUGUUCCCUCUUUAGCUGUAUA
This is a messenger RNA of Momordica charantia (bitter melon), 1623 nucleotides long. RefSeq names its product import inner membrane translocase subunit (gene SD3). NCBI's taxonomy places the organism in Eukaryota, Viridiplantae, Streptophyta, Magnoliopsida, Cucurbitales, Cucurbitaceae. Gene Ontology annotation, biological process: protein import into mitochondrial matrix. The record is from RefSeq and is a predicted model, not a curated record. Gene Ontology annotation, cellular component: TIM23 mitochondrial import inner membrane translocase complex.